This is a messenger RNA of Chlamydomonas reinhardtii, 2729 nucleotides long. RefSeq lists its product as uncharacterized. The transcript has 10 exons. The coding region runs from base 284 to 2338 and encodes 684 amino acids. Gene Ontology annotation, cellular component: spliceosomal complex. NCBI's taxonomy places the organism in Eukaryota, Viridiplantae, Chlorophyta, Chlorophyceae, Chlamydomonadales, Chlamydomonadaceae. Gene Ontology annotation, biological process: mRNA splicing, via spliceosome. The record is from RefSeq and is a predicted model, not a curated record.
GUAAUUAGUUAUCGCGCAGUAUGCGUGCGUGCGGAACCGCCCGCAUGAAUCAAUGCACGCAUAGCUCAAGGUGGCUCGGGCGGACGUUGUCCAUAAUAUGAUAGUUCGUGCCUCUGAAUCUGUGGAAUCGACUGUAGUUUAGUUGCAUACGUUCUGCGUUAGCCGGGGCAACGACCACAUUUCCAGCCAAACUUCUCUGAGCCGCUGCUGAACUGAGCUCCAACUGAGGUCGGCGACUAACCAAGCUUAGGGCCGCCGCCGUGGACUUCGCGGCGGGCCAAAAAUGUCGCUGCUCGGCACCUUGCCGGCUCCCCAGCAAAAGCACGCAGCCCCGAUCGCUCCGGUGCCUGCUUCUGCGGCAAUAGUUUCAGCUUCAUUCAAGGAGCCUCCGCCUUAUUUGCGGCGCAAGGGCUGGGUGCCCCGGCGAGCUGAGGACUUCGGAGAUGGCGGAGCCUUUCCCGAAAUUCAUGUGGCACAGUAUCCACUUGACAUGGGCAAGGGCAGCACUGGCGGCAAGCAGCAGCUAGCAAUCAGCGUUAACGAGAAGGGCGAGAUCAAUUACGAUGCGGUGGUCAAGCAGGGGCAGAACAAGGACCGCGUAGUGCACUCAGACCAUGGCGCACUUGUGCCGAAGGUGGACCGGCUCAGCAAAGAGGCGCUCGCACGGCCCGAUGAGGAGGAUGUGGAGAAGACGGUUGCGGAGACGGCGGCUGCGCUGGAGCGGGUGGUGCAGGGCAAGCUGUCCAGCGUCAACCCUACCAAGCUGCCGGGCGGCCCGGGCGGCUCCACACUCAUCAAGUACACGCCGGCGCAGCAAGGCGCGCAGUACGCCAGCGGCGCGGGCCAGCGCAUCAUCAAGAUGCAGGACCUGCCGGUGGACCCGCUGGAGCCGCCCAAGUUCCGGCACGUCAAGGUGCCGCGCGGCCCCGGCUCGCCGCCCGUGCCCGUGCUACACUCGCCGCCGCGGCCGCUGACAGUGAAGGACCAGCAGGACUGGAAGAUCCCGCCCUCCAUCUCCAACUGGAAGAACCCCAAGGGUUACACCAUCCCGCUGGACAAGCGCCUGGCUGCGGAUGGGCGCGGGCUGCAGCAGACGCAGAUCAACGACAAGUUCGCAGCGCUCAGUGAGGCGCUGUUCACGGCGGAGGCCAAGGCGCGAGAGGCCAUCACCAUGCGCGCCAGCAUCCAGAAGGAGCUCGCGCUUAAGGAAAAGAACAAGCGCGAGACGGAGCUGCGGAACCUGGCCAUGCAGGCGCGCAUGGAGCGGCAAGGAGCGCCGGGCGCGGGGGCGGGAGCCGGCGGCUUGCCGCCUCCUCCGCCCUUGGCGGGGAGAGCGGAGGGCUCGCUACCCGGGCCUCCGCCCGGGCCGCCGCCGCGCGGCGCCGGCGGCCGCGCCACCGCCGCAGAUGCCUUUGACGACCACGAGGAGGACUACGACCGCCGCCGGGAGCCGGAGCCAGAGCGGGAGCGGGAGCGGGAGCGGGACCGCGGCGGCGACCGGGAGCGCGGCGAGCGGGACCGGGACUACGACCGGGAUUAUGACCGCGGCGAGCGAGGCGGAUACGACCGGGAGCGGGAGAGGGACGCCGACCGCGGCGGCCGGGGCGGCGGUGAGGACGAGCGGUACCAGGAGUCGGUGGCGGAGCGGGAGGAGCGGCGGCGGCGUGACGAGAUCCGCGAGGAGCGGCGGAGGGAGCGCGAGCGGGAGCGGCGGCUCGAGGCCGCCAACCAGGGCGGCGCCAAGAAGAGCAAGAUCACUCGCGACCGGGAGCGCGACAUCAGCGAGAAGGUUGCGCUGGGCAUGGCCAACGUGGGCGGCGGCGGCGAGGUGCAGUACGACCAGCGCCUGUUCAACCAGGACGCCGGUAUGCAGUCGGGCUUUGGCGCCGACGACUCCUACAACGCCUACGACAAGCCGCUGUUCGCGGACCGCGGCAGCCACCUGUUCAAGGCCAGCCGCGCCACCGCAGACGACGACGAGGACGCCGGCGGCGCGGCGGCGGGCGGGGACGCGGGGCCGCGCACCGAGCGCUUCAAGCCCGACAAGGGCUUCCAGGGCGCGGAGGGGGCGCCCGGGGCUGGUGGCGGCCGCGGUGGUGGCGGGCGGCUGGAGUUCGAGCGGCAGCAGGCGGAGGAGGCGGACCCUUUUGGCCUCGACCAGUUCCUCAGCGAGGUCAAGGGCGGCGGCCGCGACCGCGGCGGCAAGGGCAAUGCCCUGGACGCCAUCGGCAAGCGCGGCGGCAUGAGUGCGGCGGGCGGCGGCGCCUCACUGGACGACCUGGCGGGCGCGGGCGCGGGCAUGGGCCGCCGCAUGCAGUUCACCAGCGGCAAGGGGUAGUGGUGCGAGCCGUGAUGGCUGCAGCGCGGUGCAGAGGGCGCGGGUGGAGGGCGCAGGUCUGGGGUGGAGGUUAGGAGGUGGAAGAGAGGAAGUUGGGGAGGGGCUGUGCGGGUGCGUUGGACGAGGGGUUGGAGUCAGAGGGGUGCGGCGUGUGAGGAGUGGAGCUGGUUCCAGGCGGACGCGGCGAGGUCAAGGUAGGUGCCUUCACGGGCAGGUAGGUAGGCAGGCGCUGGGAACGGAGGCGCCUGGCGUACUCGUGUGCUGGCGCUAUUGCUGUGGGAACAUGUGCUGAGGCAGGAGAGGGCUUCUCUCUCUGCCGGACCUACACAGCGCUGUUGUGCGCAUGCCCGGUGCCUUGUAGGCGGCGCGCAUGUUGUAACAUAUAGACCAU